This is a messenger RNA of Paramecium octaurelia, 1630 nucleotides long. The record is from the annotation of a GenBank genome assembly. Lineage: Eukaryota; Ciliophora; Oligohymenophorea; Peniculida; Parameciidae.
AUGAUCUGGAGGAAAAUUGAUCCAUCUGGUAAAUAGCCAGGAGACAGGGCAGCUCAUUCCUGUGAUCUAAUAAUGGGAAAACUAUUUAUCUUUGGUGGUUGGAAUGGAAUGAACGCGCUGGCUGACAUUCAUAUUUAUGAUCUGAAUUCAAAUUAAUGGUCAGAAUUAUAGACAAAUGGAGAGUUACCAUCUUAUCGAAACAAUCACACAACUGCAGUUCAUCAAACAAAAUUGUAUGUUCAUGGAGGUCAUAAUGGAAAUACUUGGCUAGAUGAUCUUUAUUAUUUGGAGACGAAUGGAUAACAUGGAUAAGCUACUUGGUACAAAGUACAUCCCCAAGGUUAGAUACCGACUGCAAGGGCUUGUCACUCUUUGAAUAUAGUUUCUAAGAAACUCUACUUAUUUGGUGGUUAUGAUGGUCAAGAAUGCUUUAAUGAGAUAGAAAUAUUUGAUACUUAAGAAAAUAGAUGGAUAUAACCAAGUGUGAGUGGAACAAUACCAACUGCUCGAAAUGCGCAUACAAUGACCAGGUAACUAAAUAAUUAUAGUAGAUAUAAGGAAAAUUUGUAUUUGUUUGGUGGCCAUUCUGGAGCAUAACAUUUAUAGGAUCUGCAUGUAUUCAAUACUUAUAAAUUGGAAUGGACUCAAGUGGUUACCAAAGGUAUUUUGCCUAAAGGAUUGAGAGGACAUACUGCUAAUUUAAUUUAAAAUAAUAUCUAUGUAUUUGGAGGUUAUGAUGGUUCAGGUAGGUCAAAUGAUCUAUUUAUUUUUAAUUUCUUAACUAAUUAGUGGGUCAUCCCUAAUCAUCACGGAACUGGAACCUAUUUAUAAAUGGAGGAGGUAGCCUUAUCUCAGAUCCCAUAGCCAAGACAGAGACAUUCAGCAACUGCCACAGGUAUGAAUUUAUUAGUGAAAUUUUAGAAAAUGAUCUUAUCUACAUCUUUGGUGGAUUCGAUGGUAACAAAUGGUUGAAUGAUCUGUAUGUGUUGGAUGUUGGCUUAUUAGAAAAUCGUACGAUUUAAGAGGAAAAUUAUUAAAGAGUCAUUUCAAAUAUUCAUAAAAAUCUAUUCAAUAAUUAAGAACUAAGUGACAUUACUUUUGUAAUUGGUAAUUAAAGGAUCUAUGCUCAUAAAAGUAAACAAAAUUACUAUUUAAAUUUUAGUUUAUUUGGCUGCUUAAUCUCUGUAAUUCAAAGCUCUCUUUUUCUCAAAUACAAAAGAAAGUGAUUAGCAGACAUUCAUCAUAGAAAAUUACUCUUAUAAAUCCUUUUAUAUUUUUCUACUUUUUGUUUAUACGGGAUUUAUCAAUGUAGCUGAGUUGGAUAUAGAAUUAAUGGGAGAAAUCUUAAGUAAGUUUAAAUUCUAUCUUAGGUUUGGCUGAUCAUUACUUGAUUGAUGGACUUAAGAAUCUAAUGCAGAAGAGCAUUAAGAAAUAUAUAAGCAACGAAACUGUUUGUGAUUUAUUAAUCUUUGCAUAAAAGUGUUCUGCUCAUUCAUUAAAAAAUGCUUGUAUGAAUCAUUUACUCAAGAAUAUCAAUAUUAUAUCUGAAUCUCCGAAGUAUGAAAAGCUAGAACUACAACCUUCUUUACUUACUGAAAUUACGAGAGCAUUACUAUAACAUAAAGAAUGA